CACAUGUCUUUGUAGUAGUGCUCAGCUGGUCAUGUUUAAUACGUUUUAGAAAAAUAUUAAAAAUCUAAAAGGCUUAUUUCCAUAAUUUCAAACAAAAGUUGCUGGCUUCUUAAAAACUCGAUACAACUUUUUUAAGAUUCGGUGUAUUGCGUGAAAAGAAGUGCGAGUAAUUGUUGUAAAAAUUCCUUUGUUAUGAAAAUUCUUAAAUUUGUCGCUCUUUUCAUGCUGAAUUUGUUAAAUAAUCUCAAAGAAAUUAAUAAGGCACUCAUCAGUCAUACAUAUACAUAUUUUAGAGGGGUGAUUGAGCGAAAUAAAAUCGGCAUGGACCAAGAAGAUGAACAUGAACGGCAGCAACCAGGACAAGGACAUGAUUAUGAGCCUUUGGAAGAGAUUGGUGCUCAGGAAGAAUAUGUGGCAAUGGAUGUCGUAGAUGAUAGUGAUAAUGAGAGUGAUGGUGCAGACGACGGCGACGAUGAUGAUGAAAGUAGUGAUGAUUACGAUGUUUUGGAAGAUCUUGUGCCACAGGAUUCCUGGUCAUCUGAUGAAAUUGAUUGUGACGAUGAUUCAAACUUCGGCCACGAAAGUGUUUCUUUACAGCGGUUACAUCGAAUGUUAAACCGAUGCCGUGAACGUGUUAAACAUACCUACAGUUUCCAACCACUUAGACUAAUUCCAUGUCAGUAUAAAGCGCACCACGAUGCAGGAGAAUUUCCAAUUGCCCGAAGCGGCCACCGCAUCAUAGCUUCUGAAUCACAUUUGUACUCUCUGGGGGGCUAUAAUCCAAAUAGAACCCCGAACGUCACUCGAUUUGAUGCGUGUAUGCUAUUUCAGGAAUUGUGGGCCUUCAACUUUGCAACAGGUCGUUGGAAACUUCUCCUUAAUGCUGAAAACUCAGAAAUGCCAAGAGAAUUGGCUUCGAACGCUUUGGUCAUUUACAACAAUGUCUUGAUUUCGCAUGGCGGUACUGGGUACCCAUUUGGAGAAACAUGUUCCAAUGAUUGUUAUGUCUAUACAACUGGAGAAAAUCCAAAAGUAAUGCUUCUCAAAGUCACUGGUGACUUGCCAACAGCCCAAUAUGGACCUGGUAUUGUGAUACAUAAUGAUUACCUUUAUACAAUAGGCGGAACGACGGGGUUCGAUUAUUCCUGUGAUGUAUAUCGAUUGAACCUUCAAACAAAAGUUUGGGAAAACGUGUAUAUAUGUAGACCAGAAAUGAGAGAUGAUCCCGAGGGACGUUACAGACAUGAAGUGGUGUAUGAUGGACACCACAUAUAUGUUUUGGGGGGAGGUACAUCACAUACGGUUUACGAUCUGCAACGUAUACCAGCCUUUAACUUGGAAACCAAUCGUUGGGAUCAUUUUGAUACGCUACCCGAUCGAACAGUAGCAAUAAACCAAGAUUUAGGCUAUCCAAAAGCUCGUAAAUGUCUUUCAUGCGUGCAACACACUACAAGCAAUGGUGAUAUCGAAGCUUUCAUAACAGGAGGUCUGCAAGGAGAUUUUAACACAUACUUCGACGAUAUUUGGAAGCUGAAUCUUCGAACUAAACAAUGGUAUAAAAUACAUACAGCUGUACUACCAAGGCCCUUAUAUUUUCAUUCAGCAGCGCAUGCAGGAAACGGUUGCAUGUACAUUUUUGGCGGAAUCGAAUACAACGAAGUCCAGAGGGACAUGCGACGCCGGAAUCAUCUUUUUAAAAUGUGGAUGACAAUUCCUAAGCUUAGUGAUAUUUGUUGGGAUGCUAUUACAUACUACAACCGUAAUUUGCAUAAAUUCGACCGUGCUACUUUAUUAAAUGCUGGCAUACCGCAACGUUAUGUUAAUCGCUUGCCCCCCUUACCAGAACGUAUGCGUAAACAUGCAUCUGAUGAACCUUCAUCAUCAACCUUCUUAAAUGGAUUAACGAAAAGAAUGCGUGCUCAUCUCGAAUAGAGCCAUUUCAUGUAAUAUACAACAAGUGUUUGUUAAGUGCUUCUUUCAAGUUGAUUACGGAUCAUUUGCCAUUUGUUUACAAGAAAAAUGUAUUUUUAAAUUAUAUUUUCGUUAAAGAAAUUUAUAUAUAUUAUAGGAUAAUUUAAAGGAAUGAAGUAUCCAAAUUUUAUUUAUAAAAAAAUAUUACAUUUGCGAAGGUAGUCAUUUUGCAAGUACCGAAAUUUUGGAUACUUUACCAAUUAUAAAUAAAAAAUAAAAUGAAUUUAUUUUUGCUACUUUUAAAAUGUAUUCAAAAGAUAACCCUUAGAUUUUUAAGAAAAGCUGGCAGGAUUGAAAAAGACAGAAUAAGAUUUUAAUCUGAAACACCAACUAAAAAAUAUAUAAGUGACGUGCAUAUGCAACAAAAAAAUUCACUAACCUUUCUUCAGCACGGAAAUACAUAAGCUAAAGAAACUUAUAAACAUCAAGAUCAUAAAACAAUCGGAGUUGUGCCUAGAAAUUUGCUUCGAAUCAAACAUUGUGAUUCAAUACUAACCUGAUUUUUUUCUGUUAAAUAAAAUUUAAGCUAUCGAA
Molecule: messenger RNA, 2505 nt
Organism: Musca domestica (house fly)
Lineage: Eukaryota; Metazoa; Arthropoda; Insecta; Diptera; Muscidae
Gene: slim
Product: kelch domain-containing protein 10 homolog
Exons: 3
Coding region: 193-1932 (579 amino acids)
Biological process (GO): positive regulation of stress-activated MAPK cascade
Molecular function (GO): protein binding
Source: RefSeq, a predicted model, not a curated record